GGGAGUGGUAUAGUAGAGAUUAUAUUGUUUAAUUGGAUACGUGGUAAGGUCUUGGUUGAGAAUAAUUUUGUUUGAGAAAUUCGGGAUUAGAUGAAGCGGGUGGCAUAUCAUUGAGAUGGAUGGUGUGUGACAUUCAUGGUUAUGGGAAGGCAAGAAAGGGUUUAUAUUCUUUUGGCAAAUGAGAUAGAAUCGAAGAUGUGCAUGGGUUGCACACUUGUCCCUUGAGUUACUGAAUGAUGAACUGAGUUUAUUUUAGCUAACCUGGGACUCUGUGUUGGUCAUUUGGAUGAUGGAAUUGGAGGGACUGUUUAUCAAGUCAAAAAGCAGGGAAAGCCAACUGAUCUUUCUCAGUUCCGUGCUCAGCUUGAUGCAUUGGGCCUUAAAAUUGUCCAUGUGACUGCAGAUGGUAAUUGUUUCUUCAGGGCCCUUGCAGAUCAGUUGGAAGGCAAUGAAGAGGAACAUAAAAAGUAUCGCGGCAUGGUGGUAGAAUAUAUUAUGAAGAAUCGCGAAAUGUUCGAACCAUUUAUUGAGGAUGAUGUCCCAUUUGAUGAAUACUGCCAAUGCAUGGAAAAGGAUGGCACAUGGGCUGGACAUAUGGAACUGCAGGCAGCUUCUCUUGUGACACAUAGUAAUAUGUGCAUUCACCGGAACAUGUCACCUCGCUGGUACAUUCGUAAUUUUGACGAGCGUGGAGCUUGCAUGGUCCAUUUAUCUUAUCAUGAUGAAGAACAUUACAAUAGUGUGCGGUUAAAGGAAGACCCUUGUGAUGGGCCAGCUAGGCCAAUCAUUAUCAAGGCGGAUGCUGAUCUUUCAGCAACAGCCCAUCAACCAAAAGCUGGAGCAAGGAGGUCUAAAGAAGGAACUGGUGUGGAUAAUAUUCAUGCUGGAUCCAUAAAAAUGGUAAUGGCUGGAAGUGGAUGUGAAAAUGCUGAAAAAGUCAAACAGGUUUUAGGACAAGUAUAUGGUGAUGUUGAUGCCGCAAUAGAGUUUCUGAUAGCAGAACAAGGAGCAGAAGAGUACCUGGUACAAACUGAUUCACUUCCUGAUCAAGUAGAUACUUCUUAUGGUAAUGUCCGGGUUGAUGAAAAUGGAAAUUGUGAGCAACAUGAGGAAGAACCAUUAGAGAGGACCUGCAAACAAGAUGCAUCCAGUAGUAGUGUUAAAAGAAGUCAUGAUAAUAGAAGUUCCCAACCAGAUGACAAGGUCUCAAAAAAUAAGGUCUGCCCAUGCGGUUCAAAGAAGAAAUACAAAGCUUGCUGUGGAGCAGCCACUGGGAGAUCUGUUGCUAAGUUUGUAGUUAAUCAAUCAGUUGACUCUAGAAAAGGUAGAAAGGAACGCAAGCAAGGCAAGAAGAGUGGACCUGCUAAAGCCACAUCAACCUGUGGAGUUGAUGGAGGGCUACCUGACAUGGGUGCACUUUGUAUUUGAUCUUGAUCUGAAUCAGAAGACAAUUCUGCCAUCUCUGAAAGAGAGUGGAAUUACUGUUGUCACAGGUCCCUAUGCAGUUCAUAUAAGAUGGCAGCACCCACCUGUGCUUGUGAAUCAUGUGUGACAGUUGGGCAAUGUGGAGUUUUGUGGUUCACCCUUGCAAAAAGAACUUUGAUAAAUAAAUCAGCAGACACGAAGACUGGGGCUAGAAGCAUAUGCUAUAUCCUCCAUGAUUCAUUGUUAUUCAUGUAAAGAAGCACACUGCACACACUACAUGGACUUGGUUCCCCGAUAAUAUUUGGAUUUGGAUUUUUUGCAUACAUGUUUUUUGGCAGAAAUGAGUUCAUGCAAUGGGGGAAGGAUAGAAUGGAAUAGAAUAUAAAUUUUUUCCAACUUUUGUCCUAGACAAUGUGAUUAAGUAUUUACUAUUUAGGUAGCCAUAAAUAUAUGCUAAAGAAUUGUACUUUUCUAUAAGAGCUGAUGUGAGAGAGCAUUCAUUAUCACGAUAACAUAGCACAUUUAUUUUUGGGAUUGUAGUCGAAAUGAUUAGACUAAUAAGAUAUUUGCAGCCAGUAUCAUUUCAACCAAA
This is a messenger RNA of Quercus lobata, 2017 nucleotides long. RefSeq names its product SEC-C motif-containing protein / OTU-like cysteine protease family protein. Gene Ontology annotation, biological process: protein deubiquitination. The transcript has 13 exons. The record is from RefSeq and is a predicted model, not a curated record. Bases 478 to 1428 code for a protein of 316 amino acids. Gene Ontology annotation, molecular function: cysteine-type deubiquitinase activity. Lineage: Eukaryota; Viridiplantae; Streptophyta; Magnoliopsida; Fagales; Fagaceae.